AUGUCUGCAAGGACCAUUAUCAUCGACCACGGGUCUGGCUUUCUGAAGGCCGGCUUGUCCGGGCUGAAUGAGCCCCAGAUGGUCCUCCCGAGCAUCGUGAGCUACCUGCCGUGCAGGGAGAACCCUGGCCCCAGCUCCGCCCGGAGGCCCCUGAGUCUGGGCAUUAACUCCGACUACCCUGACACCUUUAGCUACCCCAUACAGCGUGGCCGUGUCCUCAACUGGGAGGCUGUGGAGAACAUCUGGAAGGUUGUUGUGAAGAAAUGUCGACGAGAGCAUGAGGACACCCCUGUAAUAGUCACAGAGUCCCCCUUGAGAGAGCCUGCGGACCGACGGAAGACCCUGGAGAUUAUGUUUGAGCUCCUGAAUGUCCCAUCCAUACUGCUGGCAGACCAGCUGGAGAUGUCCCUUUAUGCGUCCGGCCUCCUGACUGGUGUGGUGGUGGACUCUGGCUACGGCCUGACCCGCGUGCAGCCCUUCCAUCUGGGCUGCCCCCUGCGCGCCGGGGGCAGGACGCUGGAGUUCGGGAGCCAGGACCUCUCCGCCUACCUCUUCAAGAGCCUCUUCAAGGAAAAGAGCAAUGAGCACGACCUGUUUCAGUUGGACACGGUGGGCGCCAUUCAGCAGAACAGGUGCUUUGUGCCGGAGAGCUUCGAGGAGGCCCUGGCGUUGUACCAGAGACGACGGGUGAGCAGGUGGGACGAGAACAACACCUACCAGCUGCCAGACGGCACCACCGUGGAGCUGACCGCCAUGCAGCGACUGGCUCCAGAGAUGUUCUUCAGCCCCCAGAGGUUCGGUCUGCCAGGGCCAGGCCUCCCGCAGGUGGUGCAUGACGCCGUCGAGACCUGUGACACCUCCGUGCAGCCAGCGAUCGUCUCCCACGUGAUGGCCUGUGGGGGCAACACCCUCUGCGUGGGCUUCACAAAGCGCCUGUUCCAGGAGCUGACCGUGAAUCAUUUCUCCUCCGUCCAGGUCUCCAUGUCGGUAGGUUCCAACAGGAACUUCAGCGUCUGGCUAGGGGCGUCUGUGGUGGCUCAUCUGUCCACGUACGGGUCUCAGUGGAUGACCAAAGGGGAGUAUGACGAGCACCUGCGUGUGUGA
Messenger RNA from Condylura cristata (star-nosed mole), 1104 nucleotides. It is a transcript of the gene ACTL8, whose product is annotated as actin-like 8. Gene Ontology annotation, biological process: skeletal muscle thin filament assembly. NCBI's taxonomy places the organism in Eukaryota, Metazoa, Chordata, Mammalia, Eulipotyphla, Talpidae. Gene Ontology annotation, cellular component: actin filament; striated muscle thin filament; stress fiber. The transcript has 2 exons. The coding region runs from base 1 to 1104 and encodes 367 amino acids. The record is from RefSeq and is a predicted model, not a curated record.